Punica granatum (pomegranate) is the source of this 651-nucleotide messenger RNA. The record is from RefSeq and is a predicted model, not a curated record. Lineage: Eukaryota; Viridiplantae; Streptophyta; Magnoliopsida; Myrtales; Lythraceae.
UGCAUGCCAGCUGAUACACGGCCAGGGACUUCGUUGAUUGCUUUGUUGGGAGCCCCGGAGAGAUCAGAAGUAGCUGGCAAUGGCUUCUCUAGCAACCUUGGCUGCCGUGCAACCCGCAGCCGUGAAGGGCCUCGCCGGGAGCUCCAUCGCCGGGACUAAGCUCCACGUGAAGCCCGCGCGCCAGAGCCUCAGACCCAAGAGCAUCAGGUCUGGCGCCACGGUGGCGAAGUAUGGGGACAAGAGUGUCUACUUCGACUUGGAGGAUUUGGGCAACACAACUGGUCAGUGGGACUUGUACGGCUCAGAUGCUCCUUCCCCCUAUAACUCUCUUCAGAGCAAGUUCUUCGAGACAUUUGCUGCCCCAUUCACAAAGAGAGGCCUUCUGCUCAAGUUCUUAAUCUUGGGAGGCGGCUCCACCCUCGCCUACUUCAGCGCCACCGCCUCCGGCGACAUCCUCCCUAUCAAGAAGGGUCCCCAACUCCCGCCGAAGCUGGGUCCACGUGGCAAGAUCUAAGUGGCUGCUCCACUCAGGCUUUCUCUGUAUUUUCCUUGUGUUUUGGAAUGUUGUAAUUAAGUACAUGUCUGAAAAUCGAAAACUUUCGGGUAUUCAUGGUGGUUCUUGUUUUCGAUACGGAAAUUCUGAUUGACCUU